CUUCUUUGAAGAACUUGUGCCACACGGAGAAAAUGUGGAUAGCCAGAUUGGAAUGUGUCCUCUGCUGUAUACUCUUUGCAGCACCAGUUGUGGAACCUUCUGUCUGGUUUGGUCCAAAGAACGAAUUUCUGUGUCAUUGUGAAAAGAACCAUUGCAACAUACAUGGGGAGUGCGUGCAUGGAUCAAAGUGCUCACGGGGAUGGUUUGGUCGGACGUGCCAAUACUUUGACAUACUUGGUAGUUUUAACAACCAACACACUUUGACUGACGGGGAUGAUAAAACAUGCCUAGGCCCUAAUUCGGGAAAUGUUAACUUAACGCUCGGAGCAACGUAUCCAUUUUCCAGUAUUCGUUUGGUAUAUCAAGACGGUAUGACAUUGAGUAAAGCACCGGACCUGGUUUUAGGAUGUGCCACGAAAACAUACGCUCUCAACAACCAUAUUUGGGAUUACUUCUGUGAAGACUACGUAACAGUUAACCAUGUCGAACUGAAAGGGAAGACACCACACAAUUUGUGUUCUGUUUAUUUCAGUGGUGGCCGUAAUAUGGCAUUAAAACAACACGCUAUCCAGUCAAGCUUGUACCGAAAAUGUUUUGCCCAUAACGCCGUAAACGGCGAGAAAGACAAUUGCCAGCUCGACUACACCCAUACUUCUACGAUUGAUAGCGAUCCAUAUUUUGAAGUUCAUUUUAAAUAUCCUUCAACUAUACAUCUAGUCAAAAUUUACAACAGAAAGAGUGAACCAAAUACCCGAACUGAUAUUGGGCUACGACUAAAGGACUUUGCUUUAAAAAUUUUUGAUUCACAACAAACACUGACACAUCAGCAUCAGCAGUCAGCCGAAGUACAAGCAAUCUACAACAUUGAAGUUAGAAACUUAGAACAUAUUGAAAAAAUUAGGAUCGAUAGUCUUAAAACUCAGUUAGACUUUGAUAAAGUACCCAUGAUUAGUAUUUGUGAAAUAGAGGUGUAUGGAGACUGUGAUCAUGGAUUUUGGGAUCUGGAUUGUAAGAAAUGUGAAUCGUGCAGUGGAUCGUGUCAUAAAGAGACAGGUCAAUGCGAAAAUGAGUGUAGUGCUGGUUAUUGGGGUUUGGAUUGUCAGAACAAAUGUGACGAGGACUGUGCUAACCCUUGCCAUCGGGAGACGGGUCGGUGUGAAAAGGAAUCGAUAGGAAACCAUACAUGGUUUGGUUCAAGAAAACAGUACCAGUGUAACUGCGAGGAUGAUCACUGCCAUGAAGAUGGACAUUGUAGGCCUGGAGUAAAAUGUUAUAAUGGCUGGUUCGGCAAAUACUGCCAGUACGUAAAUAGACAAAAUGAACAGAACAAACAGGAAGCUGUGGGCUAUACAGCAGAAAAUGCAGGCCUUGUGGUUGAACACAGCUUUUUGGACUAUAUUGUGAUUACAGGAAACUCUCAGAUAAUACAUGCACUGUAG
Physella acuta is the source of this 1439-nucleotide messenger RNA. RefSeq lists its product as uncharacterized. The record is from RefSeq and is a predicted model, not a curated record. NCBI's taxonomy places the organism in Eukaryota, Metazoa, Mollusca, Gastropoda, Physidae.